Molecule: messenger RNA, 1319 nt
Organism: Prosopis cineraria
Lineage: Eukaryota; Viridiplantae; Streptophyta; Magnoliopsida; Fabales; Fabaceae
Exons: 7
Coding region: 303-1058 (251 amino acids)
Source: RefSeq, a predicted model, not a curated record
UAGUCAUCCAGGAAGAUUCGAGGCUCAUGCGCAUCUUCCGGUCUCAUAUUCGGUUCUUUUUUGUUUUCAUCCAAAAAUUCAAAACUAGUUUCUUACGUAACUGAAUCGACCACCACCUUCUCAUCGCAUCAUCGAUUCGUCUAUUUAAGCAAGCUCCUCGGUUUUCCCUUCUCAGCUUAAUCACUCCGACAUUUUCGCUCAGAACUAUUGGCUUGCAUCCGUCGAUCUCCUUCCAACAUCAAACUUGUACCAGCAAAUUCUUGCUGGUACAGAAAUUGGCCUGUACUAUUGUGGGUGUGCAUAUGAGCCCUACAAAUUCAUUGAAAUACAGUGGAGCUCAAGCCCUAGAGGGUGUGCAUGGGGUCCAUGUGGAUCCUCAUUCUCCAUUUUCAUUGACAGAGACUGAUCAAAAUGGGAAAUUUCAUUCAUCAACUUGUGGAGCUUCAUUUUUUGGUUCAAAUCAUCUGCUGUCAUUGCAACAGGCAUGGCAGCAAAGACCAGCUUGUUUGAGACCCAUCAACUGUUGCAUCAAUGGUGAUAUGCAUAUUGCUGAAACAGUUGCUAACGUGGUUACUUCACUUCCUUUUAUAGCUCUAGGAUUGAAUGCCCCCAGGAAGAAUCUCAAUUCCAAGAUGUAUGCUAAUUCAUUGAUUGGAGUUGGAGUGGCCUCGAGUAUGUACCAUUGUUCAAGGGGAAAGCUGAGAAAAUACUUGAGAUGGGUUGACUACACAAUGAUAGCAGCAGCAACUGUUUGUCUGUCAAGGGCACUGAGAAAUGAGAAUCCAAAGAUGCUGAUGGCGGCAACUGCAGUUUUUCUUCCUGUUCAGCCAUUGAUGGUCUCAAUUGUUCACGCUGGGAUGAUGGAGGUAGCAUUUGCGAAAAAGGCAUUGAAAGAUCCAGACCUUAGGAUGGCCUACAAUGUGCAUAAAAUGUCAUCAUUACUGGGUGGUGUGCUUUUCAUAGCCGAUGAUUUAUAUCCUAAAACUCCAUACAUUCAUGCUGCUUGGCAUCUUGCUGCAGCUGUUGGUGUAGGUACCUGCAAUAAGCUUCUUGAAUAGGUUCAUGUGUCUCCUCUCUAUUUAAAAGCUGCCAAUCAUGCGGCUUAUGACACAUUGAUCAACCAAAUUUGUCGAUAUAACCUGUAUGAUCGAUCUGCUUGGAUUAGAAGGCAAGAAAAGGCCUUUGUGUUAGAUUAUUAGGUAGAUCAACCCACUUUAAUUUGGAUUCCAUAUUUAUUAACGGGCAGAGAUGUGGUUUUAUCAUCUUUCAUUGUACUCUUAUUGAUGAAUUUGUGAUGUUAUAUAUUGUAGCUUUUGACA